Microtus ochrogaster (prairie vole) is the source of this 378-nucleotide messenger RNA. The record is from RefSeq and is a predicted model, not a curated record. Lineage: Eukaryota; Metazoa; Chordata; Mammalia; Rodentia; Cricetidae.
GGAGACUCCGGCGUUCUCCAUGGCCGACGAGAAACCCAAGGAAGGAGUCAAGACCGAGAACAACGACCAUAUUAAUUUGAAGGUGGCGGGGCAGGACGGCUCUGUGGUGCAGUUUAAAAUUAAGAGGCACACACCACUUAGAAAACUAAUGAAAGCCUAUUGUGAACGACAGGGUUUGUCAAUGAGGCAGAUCAGAUUCCGGUUUGAUGGGCAGCCAAUCAAUGAAACAGACACACCUGCACAGUUGGAAAUGGAGGAUGAAGAUACGAUUGAUGUGUUCCAGCAGCAGACGGGAGAUGUCUACUAAACAGGGAACCUGCUACUUUACUCCAGAAUUUUGUUAUAGACCAAGAAUACAUUCGCAAUUAGAAAGCCGCA